Ruditapes philippinarum (Manila clam) is the source of this 3609-nucleotide messenger RNA. RefSeq names its product transient receptor potential cation channel subfamily V member 6-like. The record is from RefSeq and is a predicted model, not a curated record. Bases 210 to 2801 code for a protein of 863 amino acids. The transcript is spliced from 6 exons. Gene Ontology annotation, biological process: calcium ion import across plasma membrane. Lineage: Eukaryota; Metazoa; Mollusca; Bivalvia; Venerida; Veneridae. Gene Ontology annotation, cellular component: membrane. Gene Ontology annotation, molecular function: protein binding; calcium channel activity.
GAUCGCAACGAAGAUAACGAAAGAAAGAACAAAACAAGUCGCAUAAAAUUUGUCUUAUAUAUUAUAGAUUUUAUCUCUCUGUUUAAAAGAGUGUUUGGAUUUAAUAUGAAUAAAACAUGAAAUGCAAUGUAUAUUUUAAAGGAACUGCUAUGGUAAGACAUUGGUUGCCUGUUUGCUAGAUCGAUACAUGUAAGACAUAUAUAUGUAAAAUGGGAGACAUCAUAGAAGAGACGCCGAUAGAACAAUUUAAAGCGAGACCAGUAAGACAGAGAAGUGUUACGGAAGAAGUUAUAGAAGAUGCGCCGAGAGAAACAUAUAAAUAUGUGCCGGAUAAACUGGAUAUAUAUGGCUGUAUAGUAGACAUGGCGGAAAAUCCGGAGAGGGCAAAAUCUACAUUACGGACAAUUGAAAACAUCUUAAAGGCUCUAAAAGACCACAACAGAUUACCUAGUCUUACUAAAGAGGCUGAGGAAAAAAGAAAGGGAGAGACUGUGCUACAUACAGCUGUAAGGGUUUUCAAGCUUAAAAGUCAAGAAGAAAAAGAAGUAAUCAAGUUACUUAUUUCAGUAUAUCCAAAACUAAUUAAGUUUGACCGGGAAAGUACGGAAUAUGCCGGCCAAACUCCAUUACAUAUGGCUGUAUGUAAAGGCAAUAUAUGGCUUGUCACCACAUUGUUAAAACAACUCAAAACAAGCGCAAAGCACUGGAAAACCACAUUGCUGAAAAGAAAAGCAACAGGCAAAAUCUUUACGAACACUGUGAUGAUGGGAGAAGUCCCCCUGAGUAUAGCAGCUUUGACUUUCAAUAGAGGAAUAUUCGACUUGUUACUGUACGAAGGGGCUGAUCUCGACGGAACGAAUUCCUUAGGUGACAACGUUUGCCAUUCUCUGAUAACAUAUGGUUAUUUAUACCCAGAAAAACUAAAUGACGUAUUAGAAAUGUGCCGAAAGAUAAAUGAGGACCCUGCGCCGUAUGAUACUAGUGCACGAGCGAUACAAAACAGAAAACUCCAAAAGAAGAUUUGGUUAAUGGAGAAUCUACAAGGUUUGAACCCGUUACAACUAGCAGUGACACUUGGUCAACAUCAGGUGUUUUCUUUUAUUAUGGACCAAGAGGCCUACUGUUUCGAAAACUCGAAAGAUGGACUUUUUGACAUCAAAAUAUAUGAUAUUACGGAAAUUGACGCUAUCUCUUCAAUGAAAUCUGGAGACAUAGGAGGGGAAAACGAGAGAAUGCAAAACGGAUGUCAACCGGAGAACAUUUCCCGAAGACAGACUACUUAUCAAAAUGAACCAUUUCGAAAGUCUGUCCUUAUGAUGCUUUUCGAUCUGGAGCCAUCUGUCGCUUUUCAGUUCAUUUUGUUUCCUCCAUUAAUGAGGGUCGUCAACCAGAAGUGGAAUGCAUACAGAAAAUAUUUCUACCCUUGGUGGAUAUUUCAUACGAUAUUUAUGUUUUUUCAUACAUGGUAUUGUAUUGAGAGAUCGAGACAAAACCAUAAUUCCCAAGGGCUUUUCAGUGUCAACAGUCCCCCCGUCUUUACAAAGAAAAUACCAUAUGAUCCAUUUGUUACUACAUAUGGCUCAAUAUGCAUAAUAGUUUCAGUUGUAUACCUUGCUCAGGAGGUGUUGCGUAUGACCAAAAAAAGAAUGCCGUGGACUCUGAACUCAUUCUUGAAUCCCUACAGCAGUGGCUGGUUUCGUGUUAUGUUUGUUUUAUUUGGACUUUGCCUCAUUAUCGACUUUAUCCUUGCCAUUGUCCUUGUUUACUACGAGAACUAUCUACUUAUAGUAGCUAUGGUACUCGGGUGGUUUUUGGAGAUAUUUUUCAUAAGAGCCAUCAAACCGUUCAGUUUCUUCACGGUUAUGAUACAAAAAGUCCUCAUUAUAGACAUGUCACGUUUCUUUGUCAUAAUCGGUAUCGAAACACUUGCUUUCGCUACCGCUAUGUAUAUGGCGAUUCAAGGGUCGAGUGUUGCGGAAUCCACGGAUUAUCGGGACAUUUGGCGGACAAUAUUCUCUAUGUUUAGCUUAAUGGUAGGUGUCGGAGACUUAGUCGCAAUCUAUGAUACUCGUCAUCCCACAUUGUGUAUCAUCAUACUGGUAGGCUUUAUCGUUAUGACCACUUUGCUCAUGCUGAAUGCACUUAUAGCAAUGAUGUCUCGCACGUGUAUGGAAUUGGUAGAAAAUGUUGGAAAUGUAAGGACAAGAGAGCGACAUUGGAAGCUUCAAAAAUUAUCCGUGAUUCUCUUCUUUGAAAGUAUCCUUCCAAAUACAUUUAUAUUCAAAGCGGGUGAAUGUCAGGAAGUUAGGCGAUAUAAUAACACUAUGCACCGAAGAAAAAAAAUGAAAAGAUACAUGCUUGAAGUGCGAUCCUUACAGGAUGAAGACGGGGAUGGAUGUGAAGAAGGAACGAUUUCUACAAGCUGGGGAUUCAGGACUGCUGUAUUUAAUGCUCUCAAAAACAACAAGCGAGGCUCAACAGACAGGCCUCUUUCUGGUAUCAGUGAUAAAAUUCGACACACAUUAAAGAAAAUGAGCAAAAAGAAAGCAAAGAAAAAAGAUGCCGAUGAUGACAAGCAAGAUUGUAUUUUAGAACCCUCUGAGCAAAGACCAGUACAAAUUCAGCCGCAUGUAUCACAUGAUUUUGGCUUGAAUCCAAUGGCUGCGGAUAACGAAUUUCCAAAUGGUGGCUUUUCUGCGAGAACUCCAAGACAAGCUGAGAUUGACAUAUACCAUGUUAAUCUUUGUAGACAAUGCUCUGUCAGCGAUGUCACUCGUGACUGUGAUCAUCAGAUCCGUUAGUGCGAUUUUUCAUUAUCAUGUAUAAUACUGGCCACUUAUCUGUAAUAAAUAUGUAUGUUUCCAUUAUAAUAUGCAAAUACUACAUUUUCAAGAAGCUUUACACCUUAUCUUUCAUGUGUAGUCUCCUACCCAAGCGGCACACAUUUCAUAUGCUUGACAUAUUUUUUGCCAAUUUGAACCUUUUUCAUUUCUCUACAUAGAAGUAGGAUACUCGAAUAUUGUAACACCGAAUUUUGUUCCCAAAGUUAAAAAAAAAUUCACUAUGUCAAAAUAAGAAUUGUUGAAACAUUGUCUUAUUAGGGAACACUGAUAUUUCCAAUAGUAUUCCUAUGUUAUACCUAUGUUUAUCUUACUUUUACAUAUAAAUACAGCCUACAUGCAUGCUGAAACAUUGCGAUAAAUGGAUCAGUUAUUAUCAUUAAUAACAUUUUAAUUAUAAUGCACAUAAUAUGUUGAUUGGCUUAUGGUUGUGGUUUCUUGCUUGCUUAAUUUCUUGCUUGCUUAAUUGAUUGAUUGAUUGAUUGAUUGUUUGUGUGACUGAUGCAUUGAUUGAUAAUUGAAUGGUUGAUUGAAAGAGAUUGAUAGAUCGAUUGAUUUUUUAAGAUAGAUGGAUGGAUGGAUGGAUGGAUGGAUGGAACUAUAGAUCACUUCAUUUAGAUAGAAACUUCUUAAAAGUUUUGCUUUUUGUACCUGUUUGUGUCUAUUGUUGCAAGUUAUGUUUUUUUAUUUCCAUGAUGUCUGUUUCAAGUGUUGAAAUAUGAAUGCAUUAAAUUGUAAAUAGUAUGUAAGACUUUUUGAAAUAAAGUGU